AUGCAGCAAGAACAUAUUCUAUGCACUAAAGAUGAAAAUUUACUUGUUUAUAAAUCAUCUUCUGGUAUUAAUUCAUUAUCUAAACAUAUUCCUAGUUCUCAAAAAAAAAAAACGACAGUUUCCUAUUCUCAAACAAGUAUCCAUCAGUUUUAUUCAUCCUCGAAAAAUAAAUUAUCUAUUUCAGAUCAAGUUAAGCAGGAAGUUAGAGUUGCUUGUGCUGCAUUUGCAGCACUUGGUUAUUGA
Molecule: messenger RNA, 243 nt
Organism: Rotaria sp. Silwood2
Lineage: Eukaryota; Metazoa; Rotifera; Eurotatoria; Philodinida; Philodinidae
Source: the annotation of a GenBank genome assembly